AUGAUCACCACAAGUAACAAUAACAAUAAAGCUAGUGCUAAUGAGACUGAGUACACAGGGUUCAGGCUGGUGAACGGCAGCACAGCGUGUGCGGGGAAGGUGGAGGUCCAGGUGCUGGGGACCUGGGGGACCCUCUGUGCCUCCCGCUGGGAUCUCUCGGAUGCCCACGUUCUCUGCCAUCAACUCAACUGUGGGUUUGCUGAGGCCAUUCCUGGAGGAGAGCAUUUUGGGAGAGAGACUGGCCCUGUCUGGAGAGACUCCUUCCACUGUGACGGCACUGAAGCCCACCUGGCACAGUGCCCAGUGAUCACCCUGGGGGCCUCACCAUGCUCCGACGGGAACACUGCUGCUGUCAUUUGCUCAGGCUCAGCCGGCUUUGCAUCCCUGCGGCUGGUGGGCGGAGGGAGCCGGUGCGACGGACGAGUGGAGAUCUUCCAGCACGGGAUGUGGGGCAGAGUUCUGGAUGAUGAGUGGGACGUGCAGGAGGCCAGUGUGGUGUGCCGGCAGCUGCGGUGCGGAGAGGCAGGGACAGCCUACAACCCCCCAAAGCCUGAGCGAGGGAUGGGCCCCGUGGGGCUGCGAGGGGUCCGGUGCGCAGGGCACGAGGCCAACCUGGCCCUCUGCAACACCUCCCUGCCCGAGAGUGCACCGGCAGCAGGGGUUGCGGAGGAUGUGGGAGUCAUUUGCUGGGGGAGCCGGCGGGUCCGGCUGGUGAACGGGAGCGGGCACUGUGCUGGGAGAGUGGAGCUGUACUACCAGGGCACCUGGGGGACUGUGUGUGACGAUGGCUGGGACCUGUCUGAUGCCGCCGUCGUUUGCCACCAGCUGGGCUGUGGAGGGGCAGUGGAGGCGGCUGGCUCUGCUCGGUUUGGGGAAGGCUCCGGCCAGAUCUGGCUGGAUGGCGUGAACUGCUCUGGGGCCGAAGCUGCUCUCUGGGACUGCCCUGCUGGGCCCUGGGGGCAGCACGACUGCGGGCACAAAGAGGACGCGGGAGUCAUCUGCUCAGAGUUCGUGGCCCUGAGGCUGGAGAACAACGACGGCUGCUCCGGGCGCCUGCAGGUUUUCUACAACGGGACAUGGGGGAGCAUUUGCUCCAACUCGAUGACUCUUGACACGGUGUCACUGGCAUGCCAGGAGCUGGGCUGCGGGGAUGGAGGAUCCCUGGAAACACGCCUGCCCUACGGCAGGGUGUCUGGCCCUGCCUGGCUGGAUAACGUGCAGUGUGGGGAGAAAACCAGCUCCUUCUGGCAGUGUCCCUCCACUCCCUGGAACCCGCAGUCAUGUGAAGACCUGCAAGAUGAGAUCCACAUCACCUGCAAUGAUCCCACUCGAGGCCGUCUGACUGGCAGCGGGAGAGUCUCAGUGCCUGUCAUCAUCUGCAUCAUCCUGGGGGCCCUUCUCUGCCUGCUCCUGGCCCUCCUGGCCGGGCUCCAGGAGAGCUCAGGAGCUCUUCCCGAGGCCGUGUACGAGGAGAUCGGUUACAGCCCAGCAUGGGAGAAGCAGGCGAGGUUUGGUCGCUCAGGUGAGCCAGCGCAUGGCUAUGAUGAUGCCAGGGAGGUUUCUGACCCUGGGGAGGACGCUGCCCCUGAGCAGGGCGAGUGGGAAAUGCCCAGGGUGCCAGAGGAAGGAGCAGGGCCCAGGGAUGCACCCAGAGGUGAGAGGGAAAUUUAG
Molecule: messenger RNA, 1671 nt
Organism: Gymnogyps californianus (California condor)
Lineage: Eukaryota; Metazoa; Chordata; Aves; Accipitriformes; Cathartidae
Product: antigen WC1.1-like
Exons: 8
Coding region: 1-1671 (556 amino acids)
Cellular component (GO): membrane
Source: RefSeq, a predicted model, not a curated record